This is a messenger RNA of Capsicum annuum, 4232 nucleotides long. RefSeq names its product protein EI24 homolog. Gene Ontology annotation, biological process: macroautophagy. Bases 189 to 584 code for a protein of 131 amino acids. Gene Ontology annotation, cellular component: endoplasmic reticulum. Lineage: Eukaryota; Viridiplantae; Streptophyta; Magnoliopsida; Solanales; Solanaceae. The transcript has 4 exons. The record is from RefSeq and is a predicted model, not a curated record.
UUGAAUAUCUAGUACAAAUAAUAUUGUCCAAACAGUGCACUAGUCAUGUCUGUGACGGGAGACCUCCCCUUUUCCUUUUCUCCGUCUUGUUUGUCCCUACGGUGCUUCUCUAUUUUCUCGUAAAGAAAAUACCAAGUUGCUGUCGUCGAUCAAGUCAGUUGGGGAUUUCCUUUCUCUUGUCUUGUGUCAUGGAAAGCAUCGGCCCAUUGGCGGGCAGAGUGAGAAGCAAGUCAAAGCAAGCGUUGCUGUUGUGGCUCGAUGGCGUUAGAGAGGCUUGCUGUCUCCACCGUGUCAUCAUCUACUGUCUCAGGUCAAAACAGCUUGCCAUCCGUACGGGUCAAUGUUUUUUGUUGAAUGGAUUCAUCUUCUUAGGAAGUAUCUUUGUUCUGAAAUCAGUUAUCAUCCCUGCAUUGGAAUGGAUUUUACCUGGUCAUUGCCUACAAAUCAAUUUGCGAGAGUCAUGUUCAUUCAACAGUAUUUUGGAGUUCUAUCGAUUCUUGCGUGUUGGACUGGUACAACUUUUUUAUGUUUUCUGGUUCUACCCGUUGUAUAUAUUCAGCCUUAUUCUCAGCAAUAUCUGGUAAUAGCUUCCCUUACCUUUUCAGAUAUCUAUACAUAUAUACUAGAAAACUUCCAUCCAUACCUAGCAUGGGCCCAGUAAUUGGAUUUAGAAAGUUUUUGUUUGAUUAUAAAUAUAGUUUUGUUAAACAAUUUUUGGCUUUAUACUUCAAAUCUUAUACGGCAAAAGAACCAGUAAUAUUUUUGCCUCUUUUUUUCCUACUUCUAUUUUCAGAUUCCUCUUCCUCAUUUUUAUUUGUUCAUCCUGACUUUAAUAUGCCUUACUGUCUUUCCUUUUUAUUUCGUUCAUAUUUCUUUUGCGUUUUAUUUUCAACUUCUCUAUUUUAUUUUUCGAAAUAAGGUGUGAGAGUUUGGUUGUCGAGGGGUGAUUUACGACAUGGUGCAACUUCAGCUCACCGAAUUAGGCCUAUUUGAUGUUGAUUCAAUGGCCUAUAUAUAUAUAUAAGUUGUGGAGGACAUGUAUUAGGGACCCAAGUUUGGGGUAGAAGUGUGUUAUCUUGUUGUGUUAGUAGGUAGCAGUGUGUUAUCUUGUUAUCUGUCCAUACUAGUAGCUGUAGUAUUAUUCCCCUCGUUUGGGACUGCUUUGGACUACUUUUCCUUGAACUGAGGGUCUCUAGGAAAUAGCCUCUCUACCUUUUUAGGUAGGUGUAAGGUGGUAUGAGAUUUACAUUCUACUUUCCCAGACCCAACUUUAUGAGAUCUACUAGGUAUGUUGUUAAGUUUAGAAGGAUUCUCCAAAUUUUCAGUGUUAUUCUAAUUAAGUACUGCAUUGGGUCAACUCAUUUAAUGGAUAAGUUGUACUUAUAGUCUGAAAUUUUUCUGUACUUUUAGUGUCUAUAAUGGUUUUCUGGUUAUUUGAAAUUAUAGUGUUGUCUCUAAAUUAAGCCUGUUUAAUCAAUAUGUUUAAUUCAAUGACCCUGAUAUAUAGUCUUGUCACAGUUUAGAAGGAUUCUCCAAAUUUUCCGUGUCUUGUGUUUUUCCAAAUAAAGAGUGCACUAUGUCAGUUCAUUUAGUUUUAAGAGAAUUACUGUCUGUUUUCUUGUUGCUUUAAUUGUUAACUAAAUAUUCUAGUUUAGUGUAGUAGCAUAUCUUGAGCCGGGGGUCUAUCGGAAACAACCUCUCUACUUCUUCGAGGUAGUGGUAUGGACUGCGUACAUUUUACCCUCCCCAGACCCCACUAUGUGGGAAUGUACUGGGUUUGUUGUUGUUGUUGUAUUUUAUUUUUCGAAAAUUACUAUAUCCAUUCAUUUCCCCAACAGAAUUCUACAAUAAAACAAUAGCCAUUCACUUCCCAACAGAAUUCUUCAAUGAAACUAUCUUAGAUUUGCAUCAUUAUAUAGUUAAAAGGUAAAAUAGCACAUUUUAAUAGACCAUGAUUAAGUGCUGCUGAAAAAAAUUUAAAUUUACGACUGCCGAAGAUACAAAAAAGUUCAAAAGUUCUUUCUCCCAGGCACUAAUCCCAAUGUAAUUUAUAAAAAAACCCUUUUCAAUCCACAACCUCACUGGUGGUCCUUUUGAUCACCAGAAUACCUCUUUUACUUCCUUCUUCUCUCAAUCCUUCCUCACCAUAGCUACCAUCACCCACUUGUGACCCAAUCCCAGAAAACCCGCCAACGGAAACUCUCCCACGUGCCCGUACACACCACCCAAAUUCCCCUGUCACGCGUGACACCCUUCAGUCAGUUUUUCAACUUAUCCAGCUUCAAAAACACUAUUUUUCUGGCUACUUCCAACAGAAUCAGACCUUUAUUUCAAGUCAACAGUAAUCAUCCACUGUGUUUAUUGAUAAAUCACUCACUGCUAGGAUGGAGGAAAAUAGAAUCUAUUUCAAUGCAGGGUUCAAAUCAUUCGAUAUCACUCGAUGGGGAAAUGAAGUAAUUGAAUGCUACGAAUGGGUAGAGAGAAGCAGAAAGAUGAUGCACAGAUCUUCCAUGAGUAGGAAGGUUAUGGAGGGGAUAUGCUUCUGUCUGAGAGAAGCAUCAAAAGAGAAAAAGGAGACCAGCAGAUGGUAAUUGGCAGAUCAAGACUCAGAACACAUUUGUACAAGGAAACACAAUGAAUAUGGGAGAUUUUUAAGUAUUAUAUCUUUAUAUAGAGGGGGAAGGACAGGCUUAAUAAUACCAAAGCUAGCUUUGAAUGCUGGGUGGUUAGAUAUUGCUUUCAAGAUUGACAGGUUCAUUAGAUGCCAGUGGGAGAAGGUGCAAAUACCUAGCACAAGGGCAUCUACAGAUUACCCUUAUACUAGGGCUAUUCAAGAAAGCAAAUGGGAAUCGAGGAACCUAUGUGAGGUGGAGAUCAAAAGCAAGAAAGGAACUGUUGAGGCUCAGGAUGAAGUGGAUGUUCAGGAAGAGAGUCUGCUAAGGAGAUGCCUAGUUGGUUAUUGCAGCAAGAAGAUCAAAGAAAGGCCAACUUUAGCCGAUAUUAGAAGAUGGACCCCAACAAACUGGAAGAAAGCCUUUGGUAUAAAUAUUUAUGAGUUGAAUGAUGACAUGUUUCUGUUUGAGUUCCCUAAUAGAAACAUGGCAGAACAGACUAUUCAAGGCCAGUGGAAAUGGAAGGGUAGCAGAUUUCUCCUUGAAUGGUGGAAGCCAACAUCCGGGUGUGCCCCUGUAUUUGCAAAUACCAAGGAGACCUGGAUUAGAGUAGUGGGUUCCUCUUCAUCUCUGGUCAAACAAGAUUUUCCAAGAGAUAGGAGGAAUCUGUGGGGUUGGGUGGCGACGGAGGAAGAAACAGAGCUUAAGAAUCAUAUGAAAUGGGCUGGGAUUCUGGUUGCAAAUGGUGUUAGUAGUAUCCUAAGAGAAGUGGCUAUAUCAUGAAAUGACAUCAUAUUUCAUCUUCAAAUAUGGCCGGAAUGCUUGCCUAUAUUUGAAUUCUUGCCGAAAAGUGACGUCGGAAAAGGAGAGGAAAAUUAUUCGGUCCAUAACUUUACCCAAAAGUUCUUCGAGGUGCUUGUCCGUGAUGUUGCAAGAGAAUCCAGGAAUUUAGGGAUUUUCUAGUCUCCAACACGUGGUUUGAACUGAGAGAAAUGUGUCUUUACCAUGUGCGGGGCACGUGAAUCGCUUAAGUGAGAAUGUUAGAAUGGACCUGGAUAUUGGGCCUAACAUAAAGACCAAAUGCCCAGAUCAAGCAGGUCAAGUGAUUGAAAAUAAUUUCCAAGGUGAAAUAAGAAGUUUCUCAGAAAACCAGAGCACGGUAAUUCAUUUGAAGACAUAGAAGCGCAGAUGACUAUGCAUGGUGAAGCUCCAUUUUCUGAAAUAGUGAGGAAGACAACACAAUUAAGGGAAGAGAUGGGGUUGUCGAUAACAAACGAAGAGGAAGAACAACAGUUGAAGCAGUUGAAGCAGGCAUGUCGACCAUGAGAAGCCUGCUUCAGCUGCUUAUUGUGACUUCUUAUAUAGGAUACUAAUAAUAUAAUUUGUGUCAUAUAAAUUGAGAUAAAAAAAAUAACAUAUAUUAGGCUAGUAUCUAUAUAUAUAUACAAGAGAGAAACAAAGAGAGAGAAGAAGAUGAAUCCAUUCAACAAAAAACAUUGACCCGUACGGAUGGCAAGCUGUUUUGACCUUUAAAUAAGCAUAACAAAAUCAAAAUUGGAAGGAGAAAGGGUAAAACAAAUAAAUAUGAUUUGAGUGAUUGAUAAGGGAACCUGAGACAGU